UUUGUGUUAUUAUUCAAAAUAUUUACGUAUUUUUUAUUAUACGACUAAAUUACCUGGACCCACAGCUUUACCAAUUAUUGGCAAUAUAUUAAUGUUAGUUGGAAAUCAUGAAGAAAUAACUACCAUUGUAUUAAAUAAAGUACAAGAAUAUUCGCCGAUAUUUCGAGUGUGGCUGGGUCCUGUUCCACUUAUUUUUACAGUUAAACCAGAAUAUAUUCAAGAAAUAUUAAAUCAUGGUUUAGAAAAAGCAUGGAUAAUGAAACAAGCUGGUUAUCAAUUAUCUGGCGAUUCAAUUAUGUCAUCAAAAGUAUCGAAAUGGAAACGUAAUCGUAGUAUUGUAGUACGAGGAUUCAGCCCUGUACUAUUGAAAUCAUAUUUUAAAGUAUUUGUCGAAAAAAAUGUAAUAUUGAUUGAAAAUCUUAACAAAAAAUUAAAUGAUGAUAAACCAUUUGACAUAUUUGAUUACAUAUCAAAAACUACAAUGGAUGCAGUAUGUGGUUCUACAUUGGGAUACGAUGUAAACGCCCAAAAUAGUAAUUCGUCUUAUUAUAAUGCCGUUCAAAAUUUAUUUUUCUUAAUGUUUGAAAGAAUUUUCCAUCCUUGGAAAUUAGCUGACAUAUAUUAUAAGUUCACCGAAGAUGGUAAACAAUCUGAAAAAAAUCGAGAUGUGAUUUUGGGAUUAGCUAGUAAAAUAAUAACAGAAAAAAGAAAAAUCCAAUAUGAAAAUGCUAUGCAAAACCAUACUCUUGAAAUUCAGGAUAUUAAAAAGAAUGUAUUUAAUAAACCUUUGUUAGACUACUUAAUAGAUAUUACGGAGAACAAUCAAGAAUUUGAUAAUGAACAACUUCGGGAUGAAAUUAAUAUUGUAAUAUUAGGUGGCUAUGAAACAUCAGCUAAUGCUUUAAGCUAUGUGCUUCUAAAUUUAGCUGCACAUAAAGAUAUUCAAGAAAAAGUUUGUGAGGAAUUAUUUGAAGUUCUUGACGGUGAUCUCAAUCGUCCAAUUGAAAUAGACGACUUACCAAAAUUAAAAUAUAUGGAUAUGGUCUUAAAAGAAUCAAUGCGAUUAUAUUCAACAGUUCCAAUAAUUGCAAGAGAAAUAACGAAAGACAUUCAAAUGGGGGAUUUUCUCAUUCCUAAAGGUUCAACUUGUGUUAUACCAAUUCUAAGUUUACAUCGUGAUCAUAAUUUAUGGAAGGAACCAUUAAAGUUUGAUCCAGAACGAUUUACUCCAGAAAAUAUGAAAGGUCGCCAUCCGUAUGCGUACAUUCCAUUUGGUGGUGGACCAAGGAAUUGCAUUGGUAUACGAUAUGCUUCGAUGUUUAUGAAAACAUUAUUAGCAACGUUAUUAUGUCGAUAUGAAUUUCAUACUGAUUUAAAUUUAAAUGAAUUAAAAAUGCAAAUGGAGGUUUCGUUAAAGCUAGUUGGUGGACAUCAAGUGCGAAUUACAUCCCGUAUUAAAAACUAAUUAAUAUUCCAGAGUGAAUCAUUUUAGUUAAUUUAAGCAGUAAACUCUUCAAGAAAUGCUUACUUAAAGAAUAAAUAAUACUGGGGUUUAUUUACUUCCCCAUUAAUUAUAAUUGCUUACACUGCCGCUGCCUGGAUUCGAACCCGCUACCUCCCAGCCAGAAGCCAAAUGUUUAAAUUUCGGUGGAGCCUCUACUCGCUUUGAAUGGUUUGGAAGGGGGCCUUGCAUUUAAUAUUGGUUUAUCUUUUAAAAGUCGACUGAUCUUUAAACUUUUAAUAAUAAAAACAAAUAAUUUUUUGAAAAUCAAGUAGGUUCGUUAAUCUGUGUGUGUCUAUAGGUAACUGCCAGACUAAUGUUCUUAGACUUAAAAAGGACAUUAUAAUUGCUUUCAUCUUUCAUCAUUGUGAGAAAUAGAAUACAAUUAUGAUAGUUAGAUUUAAUCAUUGAAUUUAUACUGCAUCUAUUUUUACCCAUUUUAGGGAAAAGACUUUCCAAAAAUAGAAUAUUAUACCCAUUGAAAUACCAAUUUUCAAAAGGUAAUAUAUGGCUUUAGACUCGAAGAGUUAUUCUCGAAGAUAAGUGAAAAUCACCGGGAUGUGUGAAACAAAUUUAAUAAACACUUUUUUUAUUGCUUUCAUGUUUCUUUACCAGCCCUUAACCAUUCAUAAAAUAGCCGAUUAAAAUUCUGGCUGGACAACCUGUAAUUUUUGCUACGUUUUCACUUAAUCAGCACUUAUAUUAACAACAUAUAUUAAAUGACGUCAUAAGUGACGUGUGAACGUGAAUGUAUUUUUCAGUGAAUGUUUUUUAUGUUGAUGCAGUAUCCAUAAUAGAACUUCACAAUUUCUACAUAUCCUUUUUUUCGGGUAUCCAUCGAUCCAACUAGACAAGAAACGUUUCUUAUUAAACCUUAUGUUACAUGUAGCAUUAUAAAAUUACAUUGCAAGAUAAUCUUGGUUCUUGGGCUUUAUGUUUAAGAAUCUCCUCAAUUUUUCUUAUUGUCGCAUUAACCGUUUUAUGGGCAAAUAAUUUUGUGAGGGCCUAUGAUCCCGCAUAAAUUUAUUAC
This is a messenger RNA of Chrysoperla carnea, 2531 nucleotides long. Its product is annotated as cytochrome P450 4C1-like. The transcript is spliced from 9 exons. The record is from RefSeq and is a predicted model, not a curated record. The coding region runs from base 92 to 1465 and encodes 457 amino acids. NCBI's taxonomy places the organism in Eukaryota, Metazoa, Arthropoda, Insecta, Neuroptera, Chrysopidae. Gene Ontology annotation, molecular function: monooxygenase activity; iron ion binding; oxidoreductase activity, acting on paired donors, with incorporation or reduction of molecular oxygen.